GAUCUUUUAAAAAUGACGGCCGAACAGUUUCGAUCUUCAUCGGCGCUUCGCUUGCGCGCUCUCUCUCUCUCUCCUCAUCGCAGAGGUCGAUUCCUCGGCCUCUACUUCUCCUCGCGAAGGACAAGGCGUUAGGGUUUCGUUUCUGGGAUUGAGAAGGGAGGAGGAAGAUGAGGGAAAUCAUCAGCAUUCAUAUAGGUCAGGCGGGGAUUCAAGUGGGCAACGCUUGCUGGGAGUUGUACUGCCUGGAGCACGGGAUCCAGCCCGAUGGCAUGAUGCCGAGUGAUACGUCGGUGGGUAUCGGCCAUGACGCUUUCAAUACCUUCUUCAGCGAAACAGGUGCUGGUAAGCACGUCCCAAGAGCAUUAUACGUUGAUCUCGAGCCAACUGUCAUCGAUGAGGUGAGGACUGGUGCUUAUCGACAACUCUUCCACCCGGAGCAGCUCAUCUCCGGGAAGGAAGACGCCGCAAACAAUUUUGCUCGUGGACAUUAUACGAUUGGGAAGGAGAUUGUUGAUCUGUGCCUCGAUCGGGUUAGAAAGUUAGCGGACAAUUGCACUGGAUUGCAGGGAUUUCUUGUUUUCAGUGCUGUCGGUGGUGGCACUGGAUCUGGAUUGGGUUCGUUGUUGUUGGAGAGGUUAUCUGUGGAUUAUGGAAAGAAAUCAAAACUCGGCUUUACUAUCUAUUCUUCCCCGCAGGUUUCCACAGCAGUUGUAGAGCCAUAUAACAGUGUGCUAUCCACACACUCCUUACUGGAACACACUGACGUUGCCGUCCUUCUCGACAAUGAGGCCAUCUAUGACAUCUGCCGGCGAUCUCUGGAUAUCGAGAGGCCGACGUACACCAACCUCAACCGUUUGAUUUCUCAGAUCAUUUCAUCCUUGACCACAUCUCUUAGGUUCGACGGAGCCAUUAAUGUCGAUAUUACUGAGUUCCAGACCAACCUCGUUCCCUAUCCAAGAAUCCAUUUCAUGCUCUCCUCGUAUGCACCCGUCAUCUCUGCUGAGAAAGCAUACCAUGAGCAGCUUUCCGUUCCUGAAAUCACGAAUGCAGUUUUUGAACCAUCGAGCAUGAUGGCGAAGUGUGAUCCGAGGCAUGGGAAGUACAUGGCUUGCUGUCUAAUGUAUCGCGGAGAUGUGGUUCCUAAGGAUGUUAAUGCUGCUGUUGCAACAAUCAAAACGAAGAGGACGGUUCAAUUUGUCGAUUGGUGCCCAACUGGUUUCAAGUGUGGAAUCAACUAUCAACCUCCUUCAGUUGUCCCAGGAGGCGACCUCGCCAGGGUGCAGCGUGCCGUGUGCAUGAUUAGUAACAACACCGCCGUCGCCGAGGUGUUCUCUCGCAUCGAUCACAAGUUCGAUCUCAUGUACGCUAAGCGGGCAUUCGUGCAUUGGUACGUCGGGGAAGGAAUGGAAGAAGGCGAGUUCUCGGAGGCAAGGGAGGAUCUCGCUGCCCUCGAGAAAGACUACGAAGAAGUCGGAGCGGAGGGUUUUGAUGAAGACGGAGAGGAAGGGGAGGAAUAAUGAGUUGGUUUGGUAUGGUAUGUGUUCUUCUAGUUGGGCUUGAUCCUAGUUGUUUAACUUGCUUUGCUGCUCUCUGUGCUAUCUGUUUUUUCCAUGUUGUCAGCUUGUUUUUUUGGUUCAUUGUGAGGUUUUUUGUGCAUGAAUUCUUCCAGUUUGGAUUAUUUGAAGUUUUAUUGAUGUUUAAUGUAUUGUUUAGUUUAUUCA
This is a messenger RNA of Phalaenopsis equestris, 1721 nucleotides long. Its product is annotated as tubulin alpha-3 chain-like. Lineage: Eukaryota; Viridiplantae; Streptophyta; Magnoliopsida; Asparagales; Orchidaceae. The transcript is spliced from 5 exons. The record is from RefSeq and is a predicted model, not a curated record. The coding region runs from base 168 to 1517 and encodes 449 amino acids. Gene Ontology annotation, molecular function: GTP binding; structural constituent of cytoskeleton. Gene Ontology annotation, cellular component: cytoplasm; microtubule. Gene Ontology annotation, biological process: microtubule cytoskeleton organization; mitotic cell cycle.